Salvia splendens (bonfire salvia) is the source of this 1816-nucleotide messenger RNA. RefSeq names its product cytochrome P450 78A7. The record is from RefSeq and is a predicted model, not a curated record. Bases 10 to 1629 code for a protein of 539 amino acids. Lineage: Eukaryota; Viridiplantae; Streptophyta; Magnoliopsida; Lamiales; Lamiaceae. The transcript has 2 exons. Gene Ontology annotation, molecular function: oxidoreductase activity, acting on paired donors, with incorporation or reduction of molecular oxygen; iron ion binding; heme binding.
UCAAAAAAAAUGUCUGUAUCCAUGGCAACAAAGGAUUCAAGCUGGUGGGUCUUAACCCUUCCCGCUUUCCUGGGCUCCAAAAUCCUGGUGGAUGAAUACUUCAUCAUCGCCGCCCUCUCCAUCUUCGUCUCCCUCGCCCUCCUCUCCUACCUCCUCUCCCCCGGCGGCGCCGCCUGGAAAAACAACCGCACCCGCCUCGGCCCCGUCUCCAUCCCGGGCCCACGCGGCCUCCCUUUCCUCGGCUCUCUCCUCUCCCUCUCCCAAGGAUCCCUCGCCCACCGCACCUUACACUCGCUCGCCUUCUCCCACCCCUCCCGCCGCCUCCUCAUGGCCUUCUCUCUCGGCCGCACCCCCGCCGUCGUGUCCUCCGACCCUCAAAUCGCCAAAGAAAUCCUCACCUCCGUCAACUUCUCCGACCGCCCCAUCAAGCAGUCCGCCCGGUCCCUCAUGUUCUCCCGCGCCAUCGGCUUCGCUCCCAACGGCACCUACUGGCGCCUCCUCCGCCGCAUCGCCGCCACCCACCUCUUCGCCCCGCGCCGCAUCGCCGCCCACGAGCCCGGCCGCUGCAAUGACGCGUCUUCUAUGCUUAGUAACAUCUCUCUUGAUCAGUUCCAAAACGGCGCCGUUUCGGUCAGGAAGCAUCUCCAGAAGGCCGCCUUGAGCAACAUCACCGGCAGCGUGUUCGGGCGGAGGUACGAGGGCGCCGAGGCCGCGGAGCUGGAGGAGAUGGUGAGGGAGGGAUUCGAGCUGCUCGGCGCCUUCAACUGGUCCGAUUAUGUGCCGUGGAUGACUUGGUUCUACGAUCCCCGCCGCAUUUCCGCACGGUGCGAAUCCCUCGUGCCACGUGUCAGGAAGUUCGUCUCUGAGAUCAUCCAAGCCCACAGGCAGAACAAACCAGAACAACAAAACGUGUCCUUUACCGGUGAUUUCGUUGACGUUUUGCUGUCUUUGGAUGGCGAUGAGAAGCUCCAUCAGGAUGACAUGAUCGCCGUCUUAUGGGAAAUGAUAUUCAGAGGGACGGACACUACGGCUUUGCUGACGGAGUGGAUACUGGCGGAGCUGAUUCUGCACCCGGAAAUCCAGACGAAGCUCCGCCGCGAAAUCGACGAUCUCGCGGCGGCAAAGGGAGGAGAGUUGACGGAUGCUGACGUGGCGGGUCUCCCGUAUCUUCAGGGUGUAGUGAAGGAGACUCUCCGGGUCCACCCGCCUGGCCCGCUUCUGUCCUGGGCCCGACUCUCCACGUCGGAUGUCCAGCUCAGCAACGGGAUGGUGGUCCCUGCUGGCACGACAGCUAUGGUCAACAUGUGGGCCAUCGCCCACGAUCCUGCCGUGUGGGAGAAUCCGCAGGAGUUCCGCCCGGAGCGCUUUGUGGCUUCCAUGGGCGGGGCUGACGUGGACGUGCGUGGUGGGGAUCUGAGGCUGGCUCCGUUCGGGGCCGGGAGGAGGGUUUGCCCUGGUAAGAAUCUCGGGAUGGCGACCGUGGCCAUGUGGGUGGCCAAGCUCGUCCGCAGGUUUGAGUGGGCCGAGGAUGCUGCCUCCCCGGUCGAUUUGAGCGAGAUGCUCAAGCUGUCGUGCGAGAUGAAGUUCCCGUUGUCCGCGGUCGUGAUGGAGAGGGACGUUCCCUAUUAAACCAAAAAAAGAACGUGUUUGGGCUCUUAAUUUUAGUUAUUUAUGUUUGCUUUUAUUUGUUUGAUUAAAAUGGAUUUCAAAAUUGUUGAUUCCUAAUUUUGACGUUGUUUCUGGAGUCAACAGUUUUAAUGUUUGUAUUGACUAUAUAUAUAUAUAGUUGAUUAUUAAUGAAAGUAUAUUUUAUUUA